AUGCGCGCCGGGGCGGAGCUCGACCCGUCGCGGCAGGCGGCGUAUCUCUUCCGCUUCUACCAGACGAUGCUGCACGAGCAGCGCAACGCGGUGGAUUUCGGCGACCUGGAGCAGAUGUUCCUCGACGCGCUGCGCCCGGUCAAGCAGCAGCAGCAGCAGCAGGAGGAGAAGAAGGCUGUCACUCCUACCGCUGGCAUUCACAAUGACAGUGACGGUAAGAAGAACGCAAGCAACGGCAGUAGCGCAGGUGGCAUGAGUUCUGCGCCGCUGCCUUUCCUUCCGUCACCAGUGGCGAUGCAGCUGCGGGCGCAAUACACGCACAUCGUGGUGGACGAGUUCCAGGACCUGAACGAGGUGCAGCUGGAGUGCCUCGCGCUCCUCGCUGGCGACUCGUGUCGUGUGACGUGUGUGGGUGAUCCAAAUCAAUGCAUCUACACUUGGAGAGGGGCAACGACCAACAGCUUCGAGCGGUGGCGCAGCCGCUUCCCACAAACGAAGCUUGUACAGCUAGAGACGAAUUACCGCAGCUCCGCGGAGAUCGUGGGCGCCGUCAAUGAGGUGACACGCCUCUCGCAGAAGAGCUUCAAGGGGCACUGUGGCCGCCGCAUCACGCUUGUGCAGUGCCAACACGCGAGUGAGCAGCUGCAGCUACUGCCACGUGUCGUGGAGGACCUCCUGCGCUCCCGAGACUCUACGUUGAGGUACGGCGACAUCGCCAUUCUCUGCCGCACGCGUCGCACUGUGCGGGACGUUGUUGCGGCGCUUGAUCGGGAUCAGCUUCCGGUCUGCGAGCUGCGCCGCAGCACCCCGAACAGCACCGCGUCGGUGCGUGCAAUGCUGUCGUACCUGCGUCUCUGCGUUCACCCGCACUCCAACCUUGACGUGGAGUGCGUCAUCCGCGACGCACCGAACCACUUCACUGCGGCGGCCGCAACGAAGUUUGUCUUUGCGCUGCAGGCGGAGUGUCUGCAGCGGCGGCGGCAGCUUGGCACGGCAGAGCUCCAGCGCGAGGACAGCCACGCGGCGUACUCGUACUACACGAUCCUGCGGGAGUUGGUGCACAACGGCUUCGCCCACGUGCACGAACGCCUGCGCACGACGAAGCAGCAGCAGAAGUUUCUGCGUGUCCUCAUAGAAGUCACCACCGCAGCGCACGACGCCCUCGGACGUGUGUACUGCGACGUGGAAGACGUAGUGCGCGGCGUCGCGGAGCGUGCCGGUUUUGAUGAAGGCGGCGCGAGAGGGGUGCGAAUAUCUCGGCACGCGUCUGGUGGCACGAAGCGGCCACGUUCAUCUGGCUCCUGUGGGUUUUCUGCUGGGCCGACGUUGCGUCGUCACUCGGCUGCGACGUGGGACGAGAUGGGCGGCGGCGACGAUGACGAUGAUAGCACCAGCGAGGCGGCUGACGGCAUGUCAAUCCCGCAGCUGCUUGUUGAGGCGUGCGGUGCGGUGCAGAAGCAGGUGCUGGCGGAGAAGUGCGCUGCCGCUGGCGAGGACAGUGGCAGCGAGAAGAACGACGGUGACGACAAUAACCUCAGCAUUAGCAGUACCAGCAACGGCAUUGGCGUGCGGGAUGCAGCGGAAAUUGGGGUGGCGGUUACCGACGUGAAGGAUGACGCCUAUACGAUUGUGCAGCGUGUUAUUGACGAGUUCCUCGCACUUCUCCCGACCGAUGACUUUGGGCCGCUGCAGGGUAGCGUGAAGGCGGAGCGGCGCCCUGCAUCCAUCACCGUGACGACGGUGCACCAGGCAAAGGGAAAAGAAUGGCCUGCCGUUAUUGUGCCUUGUUGUUAUGAGGGCGAGUUCCCCAUAGACGCACGGAGCGCGGAAGAGAAGCGGGUGUUUUACGUCGCGAUGAGUAGGGCUAUGCGGGACCUUGUGUUCAUGACAGCGGAGCGAGGGCCAUCUGCCACGCGCAGCUACGAAUGCAGCGGCGGUGGGGAGGAGCAGCCGCUGCACAUGACGCCGUACCUGCGCCCUAUUCUGCCGCUCAUGGAGACGGUGAAUAUGUCUUGUCACGAGCAGCAGCAAUAG
This is a messenger RNA of Trypanosoma grayi, 2034 nucleotides long. RefSeq names its product putative ATP-dependent DNA helicase. Gene Ontology annotation, molecular function: 3'-5' DNA helicase activity; hydrolase activity; DNA binding. Gene Ontology annotation, biological process: recombinational repair. NCBI's taxonomy places the organism in Eukaryota, Euglenozoa, Kinetoplastea, Trypanosomatida, Trypanosomatidae. Bases 1 to 2034 code for a protein of 677 amino acids. Gene Ontology annotation, cellular component: nucleus. The record is from RefSeq and is a predicted model, not a curated record. The transcript has a single exon.